CAUAAAUCAUUUUCCUGACGUAAACACAAGAUUCAAUUUCAAACCCAAAUCAAAAUUAAUUUCUAGAAUGGAGAGAGAUCCCUCAAGCCACCGAUCCUCCUACUUCUCCGGCUGCUUAAUGUCGCCGCCGUGCUACCCUGUAAAAGAAGAAAGGCGGUACUUCCGCAUUAAUCAUUACAAAGGCGAUAACGACGACUACGUCGCUGCCGACAACAAGGGAGGCCGGUGGUGGCGGAAUCUACUGAGGUGGUUGGUGAGGGGUGGAAAGAGCCUUUGUCGAUCCAGACGUCUGUCUCUCAAUUACGACGCCGUUAGCUAUGCUCAGAAUUUCGACGACGGAUGUCAUCACGAAGAAUAUCUGCGCACUCCUCGCGAGUUUCGCGAUCCGUAAGAUAGAAGUUAAACGUACAAGUAAUGUUGUUUUUGUUGUUUAUUUGUUAUAGUAUCUGGAUUUUUCUGUAAGUUUCAGAUCUUGUUGGUUUUGAUUGCUCAAAAUUAAAAAUCCGCUGGAUUU
Messenger RNA from Rubroshorea leprosula, 514 nucleotides. The record is from the annotation of a GenBank genome assembly. Lineage: Eukaryota; Viridiplantae; Streptophyta; Magnoliopsida; Malvales; Dipterocarpaceae.